Molecule: messenger RNA, 8298 nt
Organism: Epinephelus moara (kelp grouper)
Lineage: Eukaryota; Metazoa; Chordata; Actinopteri; Perciformes; Serranidae
Product: DNA-binding protein RFX7-like
Biological process (GO): regulation of transcription by RNA polymerase II
Molecular function (GO): DNA-binding transcription factor activity, RNA polymerase II-specific; RNA polymerase II cis-regulatory region sequence-specific DNA binding
Source: RefSeq, a predicted model, not a curated record
AUGUUGUUUAACCCGAGUGCACCUGUCCACGCCUCCUGUCCAGUCCAGUCCAGUCCAGACGUCCCGACGCCCACCGCCAUGGCCGAGGAGGACCCCCAGCAGCAGGCGGACCGCGGGGCGAGGAGCCUGCCCGGCCUGCUCACCGGGCUGCAGGGUGCUGAGGCCAGUGCUCUGCAGCUCAGGAUCAAGAACUCCAUCUGCAAAUCUGUUCAAUCCAAAGUGGAAAACAUCCUGCAAGAUGUGGAGAAGUUCUCAGACAUCGAAAAACUCUACCUCUACCUUAAGUUGCCUUCUGGUCCGAGCAGCAGCACUGAUAAAAGUGACCAGAGCGCCCUGUCAUCAAGCCGCACACAGCAGAUGCAUGCGUUCAACUGGAUCCGCCAUCAUUUAGAGGAAUACCCAGAGACGUCUCUUCCCAAACAGGAGGUCUAUGAUGAAUACAAGAGCUUCUGUGACAACCUGAACUACCACCCACUGAGUGCUGCCGACUUUGGAAAAAUGAUGAAAAAUGUCUUCCCGAACAUGAAGGCGCGUCGGCUUGGCAUGAGAGGAAAAUCAAAAUACUGCUACAGUGGGCUGAGGAAGAGGCCCUUUGUUCACAUGCCAUCUUUACCCACUCUGGAUCUCCAUAAAUCAGGGGAUGGACUCCAAUGUGACGUCCUGGAGUCACCGGGCCAGCUGAGCAGCAUAAAGGAGGACGUGCGAUUUGCAGCCUGUGAUCUGGUGUGUGAGUGGGCCCAAAAGGUGCUGAAACGCCAGUUCGAUACCGUGGAAGACCUGGCUCGCUUCCUAAUCGACAGCCAUUACAUCAGCAACAAGUCUCUGGCAGCUCUCACCAUAAUGACCGGCACAACAACAGAGGUCAAGCCUCCACAGACGGUCUCAGCGUUCAUCCCCACAACUGAGGCUCACUCCUUCCAGCCUCAGGUGACAACCCUGUCCUCUCCGUCUGUCGAUGCAAAGCAGCAGCUCCAGAGGAAGAUCCAGAGGAAACAGCAGGAACAGAAGCUGCACUCUCCUUCACCUGGAGAGGCACAAACCAAGAGGGCAGAUGACAGUGUGCCGUGUGCCAGCCCCGCCCCUCUGUCACCUCAGCCAACCAUAGGCAUCAUGGUCGCUGCUGUCCCGAGCCCCAUCACGGUUCAGAGAAGCCGGCAGCUGAUGUCCCCCAGUCCAAUGGGAACAGUAGAGAGCAAAAUGCUGCCCAUCAACUUCCAAAUGUUGACCCAGCCAGUUCAGGCAGUGAAACAGAGCCAGAAGACCCCGCAAAAUAUCCUAGCCAGCCCUCUGGGGGAACGCACUGCUCGGCAGCGUUAUGCGCAAAUCCUGCCCAAGCCUGCGGCCACCACUUCUAUCACUUUGCGCUCGCCCUCCACCAUGAUCAUCGGCAACAGCCCUGUUAAGACCAUGAUGACUACAUGUCACGUCAGCCCGGUCAGUUUGGUCAAGAUGACAGCCAUAUCGCUUGCACCCAACAGCAGCAAUACCACCACUUCCCUCUCAAACGCCACUCUGCGGCCGGCAUCUGCAGGCAUUAGUAGCUCUGCAGGUGCAGAAGACAUCAGCUCUUGUCAAAGCACGAGGAGUACCUCUGCAGUCCCCAUUCUGGCCCCGGUGGUCAGACCCAGCGACACUACUAACACUCAUACCAUCGAUGUUGAAAUGGAAGUUGAAGCUAUACAUAAAAACAGCCAAAUGCAAAAUCCUGGUGGUCAAGUAUUGACUCAAGAAGCAAUGGCAAGUAGGGCUGGAGGGGCUUCACAGAGGGCUGCCAGUGUGCCCAUACCCCAGUCUAAAGGCUUCCUGGGUCUGGAGGACACAUCCAGCACUGACCGCAACGAGAAGUCCUCCUUAAGCACUAACACUGUGGCAGCAGUCAACAGCAGCAAUAAUGGCGUUAAUAACACCAGCACUUUGCACUUAACUCCCUCAACUCAGAAUACCAGCACUGCGUCUUUACUGAACACCAGCAGACCACCUUCAUUUGGGGAAAGCAGCAAUGCAACAUCAGCAAAAGAAGGUUUCUUAUCCACUAAGGGCCUCAGGAAACGUUCAGGCCUCAGCCCUGACCUUUCUCCAGUCAAAAGGGUUUUUAUGCCCCAGCAGCCGGAGCUAGAGGGCGCUGCUUGUCUUGGAUAUGGGAUUAGAAAUGUGACCGGUAACAUCCUCAGGCCAGGACCUCCAACUAGACCUGAGAGCGCACCUGCUACCAGAGAGGUAGAGACGAAAAUGAACUCUGUCCCAUCCAGUCAAGUACACGCACUCUGCACUUCCUCUUUCAGAGCCAGUGGCUUUUACUCUGUUGCCAAAACACAGAGCUCAAUGCAGAGGAAAAACACUCCCACUGUUAUGGAAACUAGCACCUCAGUCAGUCACGCAUUAAUACAGCAACAGUCGGGGCACACAGUGGCCAACAUGCAUGCCAUACCUAAUAACCCUGGUCUCCAAACACAGUCAGGUGUGAGUGAUGUUAACAGUUCAGCCACGGGGAGCAUGGAAGGAGCUCAACAACACACUUACGCUCAGGCCAACCCUGCUGACUGUUUGCAUCAAGGUUCAUCGUCGAGCCAGCUUCCUAUGCAGACAGAUAUGGACUACUUUCCCUUUGAUGAUGAUGUGACUCAGGACAGCAUUGUGGAGGAGCUGGUGCAGAUGGAGGAGCAGAUGAAACUUAACAACCUGCAGGAGUUUAGAGACUGUGUCACGCUGCAGGGCCAACAGGCUGUGAUGCAGGACAACACAAUGUCUACCAAUCAAACCAUGACUGCUUUCUAUCAUUCUGCUAACAGCCGCAACAACCCCAUCCAAACUCCAACACCCACACCCACACCCACGUCAGAAAUGAUGGGAGGAGCCCAAGGCCUCACCGGAGAGAGCCCCUUCUCCCGCAUCGCCUCCACAACCCCAGUGGACAGCGCACUGGGAAGCAGCCGUCACACCCCAGUUGGUACUCCACACUCCAACUGCAGCAGCACUGUGCCUCCCAGCCCAGUGGAGUGCAGGAACCCGUUUGCAUUCACACCCAUCAACUCCAGCAUCACUGGUUUCCAUGAAGGCAGUACAGUCUCCAGCAGCCCUGUCAAGCCUAUGCAGAGACCGAUGGCCACCCACCCAGACAAGACCAGACUGGAGUGGAUGAAUAACAGUUACAACAGCAGCAGCGGGAGCUUAAACAAGUCAAACAGUGGAAUGGGAAUCCUCCCCAGCUACCAAGGCCUGAUAGGUGACCAGUUUCAAAAACCUCAUGCCUUCGCCGUCCCUCAUGCACGGCACCAUGACAGCCAUUUUGGCCGCCUGACUCCCAUCUCGCCGGUGCAGCAGCAGGUAGCCAACAUGGCCAAGCAGGAGGGCUUUGCUGUGCCUGCCCCUCUGGACAACAAAGCCACCAACUCACCUGCUACAACUUUUCGAUGUCGCAGUGUGAGCCCAGCUGUGCAUCAGAGGAACAUGAGUGGAAACACAGGAAACCUUCCACAUGUCCCUCGUUCAGUAGUAUCCCCUUAUAACUCUCCUGUGACGCCUGAGAUGUUGAACAUCUUUGCAAACAGCCAGACAAAUCUUGGGGUGAGCAGCAUGGCUCAGAGGAGCCAUUCUGUGCCGCUUAACAUCAUGAUGCAAACCGAGGUCCUGCCCACGCCGGGCCAACAAUGCAACAGCAAAAACAUCACCAAUGUCCUUCUAAACAAGCUGGAUGGGGACCAUGACGAUACAGUUCGGGGUCUGGGCAUCAAUAAUUUACCCUCCAGCUACACUGCACGCAUGAACCUCACUCAGCUCCUCGAGUCCGACCCCAACCUCACCUGCAGUGACAACCACCUCAGCCUGAUGACCUCUGACUCCACCAGCACAUGCAAGUUGCAGAGGCCCAAUUACCUCAUUGAAAAUGCUAUUAAUGAACAAAUGAGUCUCUCAGCAGGUGACAGCCGAGGACAAUCAGCUUCUGGAGAGCAGCGUCGACAACAGGCCCAGUCUAUGUUGUUAACUUUGAGCUCGCAGCAGCAGCAUCAAGACGAUCUACAGCAGCAGUUGGAUUUCAGCAGCACUGUGAAAGACCUCCUGACAGACAGCAGCCUUACUGCUGGCAGUCAGCUCAUGGAGCAGGUGUCAGAGCUAACUACAGGCGCGGCAGAUUUCCCUUGUGAAAUCAGAAUGACAUCGGAGCUCUCCAGCAGCAUCAAUGACCUUAACUCGUUGGACACAGACCUUCUGUUUGACCCCAACCAGCAGCAAGGGCAAUAUCAAAAUGCUGCUGUGGAGGAGGAGUUGGUGAAUGAUGCGCUGUUUCAGCAAAUCACCAGCGAGGCGACGCAUUCAAGUGGACUUGACUGGCUCGAGAGCAAAGAUCAUCCCACUGUCGGGCUGAUGGGUUGAUGGGUUGAGCUCUAACAUGUUGAACAUGUUAACCUGUGUUCGCUGUUUGUUUUAUUUAUUUUUAGGCAUUUACACUUUAUGAUGCAACACUGGACAUGUUGAGGUUUGUCCAGUUUAAGUGCCAGGCUGAACUGCAACGAUGCUGCAACCCUCUGAUUAAAAUGCUGGUCAUUUCUCUUUAUUCAGAGGACAUCGCCUCAUGUUGUUUGAUCAAGAGCAUUUCCAACAAGUAAACAGAAGUUACUGUACAAAAAAAACUGUUUUUAAUGAUGUGUGUCAUGUUUCACUGAACAGUCAGUGAAGAAAUCAUAACAGAGUCAUGCAUUUCUUAGUGUAAAGGAAGUGGAAAUGAAUGAAACAAGAUUAGCAUUAACAAGCCUUUUCCAAAAUUAUUUCUAUAUAUCAUUGUGUCUAAAUCUAUGAAGUGCAGGCAUUAUCUAACUAAAGCAUAAGGUACAGGAUGACUGAAUAUACUUACUGCUGAACUAAUAACGUGUCAUAAUUGAAGCCUAUUUGUGUGAUGAAAUGAAAAAAAAAUGGAAGUAUCCCAGACACCUGUUAUCCCUGUAGGAGCUUUAGGUGUCACUCUGCUUUAAAUGCAUUUUCUUUAACUGAAAAAGAUACUAACAAGAUAACAAGUGUGCACUCUGUUUAUAGAAAAAUAAUUCAAUGACAGGAACACAGAACCAAAUUCAUCCAUCUAAUAUAUUUUAUGAUCUGCUAGAAUGGAGCAUAUAACAGGAUGUGUAUGAAUUUAAGAUAAGAAAUGUACUUGCUAAUCAUAUAAUCAUAAGCGCAGUAGUGUUAACUCCUUUACUAAUGGUUGACUUGGAUGGAAUACAUGAAGAAUAUCUGUUAAUAUUUAAGUCAGUGUUUCUGAAAUGGGGUUACGUGUACACCUAGGGGUACUUUGGAGGACUGCAAGGGUAUGUGAAAUAUUUAAAAAAUGUUAUGCUGCAUUCAUGUGCUCCUCAGAUGGUCCCAUUUCCAGAGUAAAGAAGUUGUUCUUCUGACUUUAGUGUGUAGUCGUAAUGUGGAAACAACAUGAACACUACAAAGAUGAUGUGGUACUUCAUUGCUCAGAGCCUUUAAAAAACAUGUUGAUAACAGUGUGAAGCUUUAUAUUACAAAGUGAUGCUGUCCCUGACUGGUUGCUGCACCAGUUAUACCAGUUAUUAUAAUAUUGCUUUACCUGACUAAUGCUUAUUAGUAACUUUUCUAACUAAUUUAGGUCACUCUGCGUGGACAGUUACUAAUAGUUACAGUCUAAUACCACAUUACAAAUUACAUGUGACAAGUUACAAAAUUGACACACAAUAUGUGAAUUGACAAAAAGUCUAAUCGUCAACCAAAUAUUUUAUCUGUCUGCCAUGUUUCUGGAUAUAUGACAUCAACUCAGCAACUCAUACACUAAAAUCUUCACCAACUUUCUAAGUUGUUGUACUUGAGGGGGCGUACAUGUGAAUUUUCCCAGUCAAAAACUUUCCAAUAAUUCCCACAUCACAUGAACGCAGGGUUAAUUUGAGCUGGGUCUGUGCCACUGAGAAUGACAAAGAUCCUGACGCACAAGCCCGUGUCUCACAAAACUGAAAGCGCAAAUUGAUUUGCUAUGAAUUUACUAGUAAUGGAUUCUUCACAUUUUAAAUGUAGCGUUUCAGUACUCUUCAGUUACAAGGUUGUAGUUUAGUAAAUCAGACAAUGAUGUACCUCUUUAUCUAGGCGCGUCUUAUACCAAAAAUGUUUUGCACGGGUCAGAGGGUACUGAAAAAAUAUUUUAAAGGGGCUACUCUACUGAAAAGAGUUGAGAACCACUGCUUUAAGUUUACCAAAACCAUAAAAGAAAGUGAUAAAUGUCUACACUGUCAAAUCAUCUGGUUUUCAUAUUCACAUUUUCAAGCUUUUAUAAAAGGCCUUCCUGACAAUCAUCACAGACUUUGUGCCUCUCAGAAUGAGCCAAUCAAUUUAAAGAUUUAAAGAGCCAAGUCAACCUCUCAUCUCUCGAUCAUCACCAGAAUCAAAUAUCUGUUCAAUGUAGAGCUUUGAGAACUUGAAGAUGAUGAUAUCAGCACUAGAUUGAGGCCUCUUUUGCACUUAAUUUGUUUUUCAAGCCACAUUUUGCGAAAGUUUGAAACAAUUAAUAUUCUUACUCCAGUAAAGCCUUUUAAUUUACAUGCACAGUAUUUAUUUGUCCAUUGUUAAACCCACAGAUAUAUUAAGAAAACAAGCAGUGAAAGAUAAGACUACAACUCCUAACCAUCUGUAGGUAAAAAGGGAAAUUAUUUAUAACAGUAACCAUUUAUGUAAGAAUUAAAUAACCCUCAUGAAUGUGGGUUUUUGCACUUUUAAAGUAUGAUUCUUGUAUGAAAGAAAAAUUAUGGGACAUAACGCCAUUAUCCUUAGCGCUCAGAAAAUGCAUUAUCUGCAUAGUGUGCACAUUACUUUGAAGGUGAAGGUUCUCGUCUGAAAAUGACAAAAUGGACUAAGUGGGUGAAAUCGAGCAGAAAUUAACACUUGAUUUCUAAAGAACUGGAACGAGUCCGGUGCCUAAUGUAGCACUCGUCAUACUGCACUGACAAUCUCUUGUGCUUCUUUACGUAAAUGCACUGUGUUUGGUUUGGAUGAUGGUUGAACACUGCAUGGCCUGAGGAUUUCAAUCAAAAAGUCUAACCGCUAAUCACUGAUCAAACUGUGGAAGUUUUGUUUUGCACUGAUUAUGAGCUGCGUGCAAAGACGUCAAGCAACCACACAUGAGAUAAGAUUCACAGGGCUCCCUGAGGGGUUUGGUUUCUGAGUCUUAUGUCCGAACCAAAGAGUAACUUUUAAAUAUAACCUGCAAUAACAUGCACAGAGCUCAUGGGUGAUAUACUGAGAUAACAGCCAUAACUGAUAUAUUCUGUAAUGAGAAGGGUAAAAUGGGAAACAUUUGCAGCACUGGAAAACAUGUCUUUAUAAAAAACAAUCUGUACAAUGUUCGGGAUUUCUUUGUUUACUGUUGUUGAUGCUUUUGUAAACCCAACAGGUAAACAAUCUCUUUCUGGAGGCAAAAACCACUGUAAUUUAUUGUGUUUCUGUGUAUUAGCAGUAGAUCUGUGAGUGUGUUGGUACUGUUGGUCACACUGACUGUAUUGUGGUACAGACAGGAGGUGUGCCCGUCGAUCUGUGUGCUUUUGUUGUCACUAUUUAUUUAGAGUGUGAUGUUUGUACAGAACCUUGCAAACCAUAUAAUCUUGUGAACUCACAAUAAUAUGACUUGCACCGUUAUGAUGUUUUGUAGCAUAUGUUUUUAUGUGUCAUAACAUAUUACCACCAGGUAUCAUAUACAGUGUUUUGUUUGUUUUUGUUUUGUUUUUUUAGUCCACUGUGGUGAAUGAUGAAAAAAUUUACCAAAACUCUCAGAUUCAAAACCUGUCAGAACUGGAUUUGGGCAGAAAAUUAUCCCGUAAAAUGUUUGCACACUUUUUAAAAUGUGGAAAUGAGGCUAUCCAUAAUUAUAUGGUAAAAUAUUAACAUCCUGAUCGACUGCAAAUGCAACACGUUGAAUCUGUGUCAGUUGUUUUAUACAUGUUAGCAAACCUUUAAUUUCUGUUAAAGAUUACAUCACUGUAAUAUAUGAUCUCAUUUAAAGUCUAAUUUGAUUUUGAGCAAGUUAGACAAACUUUUCUUUUUUAUGUUUUAGUUUCUCUUUACUGUGUCUGUGAAAACAAACAAAACAUUUAUUUGGUUAAUACUGAUGUUUGUGUUUUAAGAAGACGUGACCCUUCCUCUUGUUCAAAGUGGUUCAGAGCUGUAGAACUGCCGUCUACUGUUUCGUUGCUGUGGUCAGUGUACUGGGAAUUUUCUUUUUUUUUUGCAAUUUAGCAAGAGCUUUUAUAAGGGGAAGUGCUUGUUGAUACUGGUUUAUAAAGACUUUUUAAAACUAAUAAACAU